AUGAAGGGAGAACCAGCUGCUCAGUAGGGUUAUUGCCACAAGACCAAGGCCUUGAGGGGGACGGGGGACUCUCUGUCCCCAAACCUGGACUUCCAGCUCUGCCAAGGCGACCAGGUCUUCUCAGCCUGCAGGCCACCUCCAGACACAGUGGAUUCUCAUAGCCCGUCCUGUGCCAGUUGGCUGUGCCCCUUGUCACUGGCACCGGCCAGAUCUUCCCGGCUGGCCUGCCCCCAGGGCCUGGACCUAUACCUGUGCACCCUGCAGCCGGCACCCCUGGGCACAGUCCCGCAGGGUCUCAGAGAGGACUCCUUAAGCAUGAAGCACCAGCCACCGGUGCUGCAUGCCAGCUCCACCGAUGAGAAACUCGCAGCCAAGUGCCCACCGAGCAGGGACAAGAUGGGAAGCCAGCCUGAAAGAGCUGACAAGGGGACAAUCUGCCCAGCUUUCUCUCCUCACAACGGCUCUUCUCCACCCCCCUGGCAGAAUAGAAAGGGCCUUAGCCCCUUGGCUUUCUGCUCCUGCCCCCUUCCUGCCCCCAUCUCCAAGGAGCCCCCAUUCCACUUCUACCCCUUCUACCCUGGGCACCCACUUCUCCUGCCUCCACGCUACCUGUUCACCUAUGGGGCCCUACCUUCUGUCCAACGUCCCCACCUCUUCAUGCUGCCCCAAGACACCUCCUACCCCACCAUGGCUGUGCCCAGCUUGCUGAUGACAGUCAAUGAGCCUAGGCACCCCGGUGCCCUGACAGAUAACCUGCUUCCCAACCCAGGGGCCUGCCAAGCCUCUGGCCAAGCCCUGUCCUUCCAGGCCCAGAAUCCAGGCCCUGGAGCUGCUCCAAGCUACUCCUCAGGUCUGGAGUGUGCUGGCGUGGUGGCCCCAACGAAGAGGGCCCUACCGGGCUCCCAGACAGGCACGGCAGCCCUGCCUUACCCGUUGAAGAAAGAGAAUGGCAAAAUCCUGUACAAGUGCAACGUGUGUAGCAAGAGUUUUGGGCAGCUCUCCAAUCUCAAGGUCCACCUGCGUGUGCACAGUGGGGAGCGUCCAUUCCAGUGUACCCUGUGCCAGAAGAGCUUCACCCAGCUUGCCCACCUGCAGAAGCACCACCUAGUGCACACUGGGGAGCGGCCUCACGAGUGCCCGACAUGCCACAAGCGCUUCAGCAGCUCCAGCAACCUCAAGACCCACCUGCGUCUGCACUCGGAGGCCCGGCCCUUCCAGUGCAGCGUCUGCCUGAGUCGCUUCUCCCAGCACGUCCACCUGAAGCUGCACCAUCGGCUGCAUGCCCCAAGGCCCUGGGGCCUGGCUCACACCCAUCUGCCCCUGGCCUCUCUGGCCUACCCUGCCCCAUGGCACCAGGGAGCACUAGAUCUUGUAGCAGUGCCAUCGGAGAAAGAGAUGGGCUGGGAUGUGGGCAGGGUCAAGGUGUCCUUGACAUCCCAGGGAAAUCAAGAGCAGCCAGCCUGAGUGGUGGUGCCAGGACU
Lemur catta (Ring-tailed lemur) is the source of this 1481-nucleotide messenger RNA. It is a transcript of the gene ZNF683, whose product is annotated as zinc finger protein 683. Gene Ontology annotation, cellular component: cytoplasm; nucleus. Lineage: Eukaryota; Metazoa; Chordata; Mammalia; Primates; Lemuridae. Gene Ontology annotation, molecular function: RNA polymerase II cis-regulatory region sequence-specific DNA binding; DNA-binding transcription factor activity; histone deacetylase binding. The record is from RefSeq and is a predicted model, not a curated record. Gene Ontology annotation, biological process: regulation of transcription by RNA polymerase II; cell fate commitment. The transcript has 5 exons.